GAGGCAUGAGACUGGGGCCAGCAGCAGCACAUUGAUCAGCCUCGCCCCUGUGAUUUGCAUAGGGCCACCUGGGAGAUUUUCCGGGCACUGGCCAAGGUCAGUCCUGCCCUGAGGCCCCGGGUGGCAGGCUGGGCACAGACCAUGGCCUCCUACCAGCUGUGUGUGGCCCCGCCAGAGGCCCUGCUCAAGCCGCUCUCCAUCCCCAACCGGCUCCUGCUGGGCCCUGGCCCCUCCAACCUGGCUCCCCGUGUCCAGGCGGCUGGCGGGCUGCAGAUGAUCGGGCACAUGCACAAGGAGACAUUCCAGGUCAUGGACGAGAUCAAGAAGGGCAUCCAGUACGUCUUCCAGACCAGGAACCCGCUCACGCUGGCCAUCAGCGGCUCUGGACACUGCGCCCUAGAGGUGGCCCUGUUCAAUCUCCUGGAGCCAGGGGACUCCUUCCUGGUUGGGGCCAACGGCGAGUGGGGCAGACGGGCUGCAGAGAUUGGGGAGCGGAUCGGAGCCCAUGUGCACGCCAUGAUCAAGGAGCCUGGAAGCUACUACACACUGCAGGAGGUGGAAGAGGGCUUGGCCCAGCACAAGCCGGUGCUGCUGUUUCUGACCCAGGGGGAGUCCUCCACCGGGGUGCUGCAGCCCUUGGAUGGCUAUGGGGAGCUGUGUCACAGGUACCAGUGCCUGCUGCUGGUGGAUGCUGUGGCAUCCCUGGGCGGGGUCCCCAUCUUCAUGGACCAUCAAGGCAUUGAUGCCCUGUAUUCUGGCUCCCAGAAGGUCCUCAACGGCCCCCCGGGCACCUCUCUCCUCUCCUUCAGCGACAGGGCCAAGCACAAGGUCUACUCUCGCAAGACGAAGCCCUUCUCUUUCCUCAUGGACAUUACAUUGCUGGCCAACCUCUGGGGCUGUGACGACAAGCCCAGGAUGUACCAUCACACCACGCCCAUCAUUGGCUUGUUCACCCUGAGGGAGAGCCUGGCACUCAUCUCGGAGCAGGGCCUGGAGAGUAGCUGGCGGCAGCACCGUGAGGCCAUGGAGCACCUGCACAGCCGUCUGCAGGGCCUGGGCCUGCAGCUCUUCGUGAGGGACCCGGCCAGCCGUCUACCUACAGUCACCACCGUGGCUGUGCCCGCUGGCUACAACUGGAGGGACAUCGUGGACUACGUCAUGGACUCCUUCAGCAUUGAGAUCUCGGGUGGGCUUGGACCUUCCCUGGGGAAGGUGCUGCGGAUCGGCCUGAUGGGCUGUAAUGCCAGCCGGGAGAACGUGGACCGCCUGGCCCAGGCCCUGAAGGAGGCCCUGCAGCGCUGCCCCCGUCACAGGCUGUAAUACGGCUACCACACCCCCACCCCUACCCUGGGCUGGGCUGCAAAGGGACUGCAGGCUGUGUGUCACCAGGCUGAGGCCAGGAGAGCUGUGCUCGAUGCUGCCCCCUUCCUGCGGGACUGCUAGAGAAGGGAUUCACUGUACUUUCCAUUGGGAUCACCCAGCCACUGGCUUCAGGGAACAUCAAUAAAGUGCUGGCCAGCA
Cavia porcellus (domestic guinea pig) is the source of this 1521-nucleotide messenger RNA. RefSeq names its product alanine--glyoxylate aminotransferase (gene Agxt). The transcript is spliced from 11 exons. Lineage: Eukaryota; Metazoa; Chordata; Mammalia; Rodentia; Caviidae. The record is from RefSeq and is a predicted model, not a curated record. Gene Ontology annotation, molecular function: L-alanine:glyoxylate transaminase activity; L-serine:pyruvate transaminase activity. The coding region runs from base 142 to 1320 and encodes 392 amino acids. Gene Ontology annotation, cellular component: peroxisome.